Tuber melanosporum (Perigord truffle) is the source of this 1974-nucleotide messenger RNA. RefSeq lists its product as uncharacterized. The transcript has 9 exons. The record is from RefSeq and is a predicted model, not a curated record. Gene Ontology annotation, molecular function: molybdenum ion binding; catalytic activity; pyridoxal phosphate binding. Bases 312 to 1553 code for a protein of 413 amino acids. NCBI's taxonomy places the organism in Eukaryota, Fungi, Ascomycota, Pezizomycetes, Pezizales, Tuberaceae.
AUUCCCCAAAUCUCCGCCCUUUGCACGCUCCCAUCGAAUCAAAUAGUCGGCACUUCCGACCAAGCUCAUCUCCUGUUUCUUUGCUUGACUGCCUACUAUCACCCUCCCACUCAUUCUACCACACUACCCGUGACCAAGAUAGCAACAAACCCCCUCCAUCCUCCCCACGCACGGACGUUUUCUUGUUCUCGGCUGUUACUACUCCCUCGCCUUGCCACCAACAACAAAGCAAACAAUGUGCUAGUGCACUUCAGUCCUCGGAUAAUAACAAUAAUUCGCAGAAAAAUUCAGUGUUUAUAAUAACAUAACUAAUGUCUCGAUCCGGCGUCGUCGUUGAGCUACACCGGCUGCCACUCUCGAGGCAGCUUCCAACACCAAUUCUGCGUUUGUUGGCUCUCGGGGUCCCCUUUGUCUUCUUAAGUUGGGUGGUAUACUCUAGGCUCCCGUUCGCCCCAAAUCAGCAUGGCAGAAAGUUGGGCGUUAAAACAAGUAAUCUUGCGGAUUCAUAUCGACACGGGAUCGAUGCCUUGGACGCAGGUCAGUGGAGAGUGAAGGGUUUAUGGAUCUUCCCGGUGAAGAGUUGCCGCGGAAUUGAGGUUGCUGAAGCUCGAGUCAUACCAUCCGGAAUUGAGCAUGAUCGUCAAUUUGUCUUCGCAGAAUGGAAGCAAAAUCUCAAGACUGGAAAUCUUCAAUGGAUCUUCAUAACCCAGAGGCAGUAUCCAAAGAUGGCACUCAUUACGACUGAGAUAUACCUUGAAGGAGUAAACGAUGGUAACCUACACAUCACUUUCCCAAUCAAGUCCCAUCUACCUUUCCUCAAGCCAGCCAGAACAAUUCGCUUCCCACUCUUAGUUUCCGAGGAGUUCAAGGCGAGGUACCCGCUCAAGCAAGUAGGAAUCUGGAAAGAUCACCCACUAGCAUACGACAUCUCCUCUGCCGUUGAAACGGAGCUCCGGGAGCUGUCGACUUACCUAUGCACUAAGGGCCCACUAGCACUGUUCAGGAUAUGCCCGGAAGAGUUACGAGAGGUCCACAGGAAUGCACCCACAGUCAAUGAAGUCGGAUAUCAGCCAGUCACGGGAUUUGCGGACGCGUACCCUUUGCACAUGCUAAACCUCGCCUCCGUUCGCGAACUCAACUCCCGCAUUACCGACAGCAUCCCUAGACUCGAUAUCCUGCGUUUCCGUGCGAAUAUAAUCCUCUCCGGGCCAAGCCCCUUCACUGAAGACGACUGGAAGAAAAUCCGGUUAGGUGGAUACGUCUACUACGCAGGCACACUAUCAUUCUCGAGUCCUAACAAUGCAAUCACUAACGAACAAAUAGCCUGUAGAACCGUGCGAUGCAAAAUGCCAAACGUAGACCCUGAUACUGGUGAGAGGCACAUGCAAGAGCCUGACCAGACAAUGCGCAGCUAUCGCGCUAUUGAUCUGGGGAAUAAGCAUGGGGCGUGUUUGGGAAUGCAAUUGGUUCCUGCCUCAGCUAUGGGUAUCCUCCGUGUCGGUGAUGGCGUAGAUGUUCUUGAAACGGGGUCGCAUCAUUAUAUCAAUUUGUAGGGUGGAGGGAGGGGGGUUCUCAACAGAUGAUUGACGUUGCAUCUAGACUCUUGCAGCUAUUCAUAGAUGGGAAUACUGUAGCGCCUAGGCCCCGGAUAACUGUUUAGGACGUAGUUUGGGCUACUCUAAAGAUAUCCUUAUCCUCCUGCCUUCUCACCCAUUUUAUCUUUUCCUUGGUAUACUAGUAGUAGACCCUUUACCGGAACGGGGAUGCAAGGUGCAAUGGUAUUGGCGAGGGUUUUACUGCCUAAUACACCAUGGUUGACCAAGCCCUGGAUGGGGAAUAUCCUUUUUGUUACUGGGUACCUGUCAAUCCGACAUCUGGAUUGUCAUCUUUUUUUCUUCCUCCAAAUGAUCGCGCUGCUAGGGCACCUACACUGAACUGUAUAGUUAGAGUAAAUUUCAAGAAAAACCUAUGCCC